Messenger RNA from Diplodia corticola, 1059 nucleotides. RefSeq lists its product as uncharacterized. The record is from RefSeq and is a predicted model, not a curated record. The transcript is spliced from 3 exons. Gene Ontology annotation, cellular component: cytosol; HAUS complex. Gene Ontology annotation, biological process: spindle assembly. Bases 1 to 1059 code for a protein of 352 amino acids. NCBI's taxonomy places the organism in Eukaryota, Fungi, Ascomycota, Dothideomycetes, Botryosphaeriales, Botryosphaeriaceae.
AUGGACGACAGCGCUCUCGGCGACGCUCUGUUCUCGCCCUCCAAAGCCGCCCAGCAGCGCGCUCAAGCCCAAGACUGGCAGCAUGUCGAAGCCUGGCUAUCAUCCCUGUACCCGGGCCGCGCCUUGCCGACGUUCGAGCGCAACGAGGAGACGCUGAAGGCGCUACUGGAACUAGCUGCCGCAAACGAACGUGCGGAUGAAGAGGCGACAAUGCUGGUGGCAUUAGAAGAGGAGGUCCGCCACGAGAUGAGUGAGGCAGGUGUAGGGACAGCGGAUGAAGAAGCGGACAAACAGCUGCUGCAUUUCAUCGAGGAAAACCUCACAAGCGAUGGCAAGCACAGUCUCGACGCUUUGGCCCAACUCUCCACAAUCCUCAACACGCCAUCCGCAGACCCGGAGCUACUCGCCCACGAACUCUUAGCCACCACCACCCACACCCACACCCUCACCACCCACAUCGCCACCCUCUCCCACCUCCACGACCUCCUCACCACCGACCUCGCCAACCUCAACCAAACCCUCCACACCAUCACCACCCUCCCAGCCUUCGCCCCGCCCCCGCCCUCCCUCUCCCGCCAAACCGCCGACUACGCCCGCCAAACCAAAGCGCUCCUCCCCAAGCUCCAAGAAUACGCCGACCGCCUCGCCGCGCUGCCCCUCCCCGGCGGCGCAGCCACCACGCUCGACGACGUCUACCCGCCGCCCUCGCCGGCGCACUCCCCCACGAAGAAGCUCACCCACGCCCGCACCCGCUCCAUCCCCCGCCCCGCCAACGCCAACCCCUUCGACGCCCCCGGCGCCGCGGCCAGGUGCUUGGCCACCGGUGGCGGCGGCGGCGGGGGGCCGCUGUCGUCCGAGGCGCUGGCCGCGCUGGCGGCGGCGGAGCGCGAGGUCGCCGACGUGCGGGCGGCGGUGGCGCGGCUGGAGGCGCGGGUGCGCGCGUACAAGGACCUGCCGGCGGACAGGGACGAGGCGAGGCGGGUGGUGAGGGAGAGGGAGGGGGUGUUGGCGGAGAUGAGGGAGAGGAGGGAUGGCGGGUUUGAGGCGUUGGUUGGUUGA